UAAAUAUAUAUGUAUAUAUAUAUAUACACACACGCUAUAUGGUACACGAAUCAUAACUUGCUAUCACAAUUUUUCCUAAGAAAAAUGGCCUCUUUGGCUUCCUCUUCGUGCAGUACUGAGUCAGUCGCAAAUAAGGAGCUGGAUGUGAAGUCAAGGUCAGUGUCGGUGAGGAUGGCGCACGAGCUUCUUCAAGCAGGACACCGUUACCUGGAUGUCAGGACUUCUGAGGAGUUCAAUGCUGGGCAUCCUCCUGCGGCUGUUAACAUUCCUUAUUAUAACGUUAUUAAGAAUGGUGGAAAAGAGAUGUUGAAGAAUCCAAAAUUUUUGGAGGAAGUAUCAUCUGAGUUUGGGAAAGAAGAGAAGUUCAUUGUUGGAUGUAGAUCGGGAGGGAGGUCACAAAUGGCUGCAACUGAUCUGCAGGCUGCUGUAAGUUACAAUUUUGAAAUUUUCGUUGUUCAUUACCCCAUUAAAACCAUAAAUUGCUUCCCCAACUCCAUGAAAUGAGAUGUGAGACUGUGAAUACCCAUUAGAAGCAGCUAUGCAUGUAAAAGUUAAUCAUUUAAUUCCUAAAGUAGCUUCAAUCUCUUAUAUGAAUUGGGGAAAAUUUGAUAAAAAAAAAACUGUGAUGCUCUUGCAGGGUUUUACCAAUGUCAUUGAUGUUACUGGUGGCUAUAUGGCAUGGAAGGAGAACGGGCUUCCUAGUACUGAAUGAAUGCAUUAGAAA
Molecule: messenger RNA, 724 nt
Organism: Durio zibethinus
Lineage: Eukaryota; Viridiplantae; Streptophyta; Magnoliopsida; Malvales; Malvaceae
Source: RefSeq, a predicted model, not a curated record